CGUUCAAACAGUAGGGAGCAGAAUGUGAUCCACUGACCUCCCACGACUUGGUCAUCUUUUGCAAGAAAUCGUCGUCGAGUUGCGUUGAUUGGCCUCCUGUUAUAUUUCUUCGUUCAAACUAUUAUUCUUUCCACUAACUCUCGAUCUCAGUCCAAACGCGAAACUGGGCUGGCGGGUGGGUAUACGUAGCGGAUGAGGAAACUGACAAUAAUGGAUAGGGGGCUUUUGUUCCCCCUUAAAGAAAAGAAGAUUCAACGGUGUUACGAUACCAUCAGCAAGAUGCAGGUGCUACUGUCCGUCUCUUCCGCCACUGCCGGGCGUGCACCGUUGAAUUGCACUUCCUGCGAUUACACGGCCAACAGGAGCAGUCAGGAUAGAACAGCAGCAUGGUGGCAUCGUCCCACGACUUCUACCUCAUCCGGGAUUGUUCCAACGGAGAAUUUGUUUCAUCUCAAUGUUCUCGGUUCGUGGAUAUAUUGCCUGUUUCGCGAGCCCGUGUUUGCAUUCAGCCAACAAUGUUGGGGCCCGAAGAGAGUAUCCGCUUCACCUUGGCUGGCGGGUCGAGUGACAGUACGGAGCACGGAUACUACGGAUAGUUGUUCGAUUCCCGGGGGCCGAGGCUUUCCGCACCUUCCCGGAGGGGUUCUACCAUGGGCUUCAAGCCUACGGAAACAAGAAAUAGGUAGUUAAGUUCCGAAAAGCAGUACAUGUAUCCGUACUCCGUACAUAUCGCACCAUGCAGCUUCACACGGUAGUUACGGACACAGCAUACCAGCACUGAACGGAUAAGGUAGCCCUAUCUACCUAGUCUAAGAGUGCUUUUCAUUUUCCACCUCUUGCU
Messenger RNA from Sodiomyces alkalinus F11, 841 nucleotides. RefSeq lists its product as hypothetical. The record is from RefSeq and is a predicted model, not a curated record. NCBI's taxonomy places the organism in Eukaryota, Fungi, Ascomycota, Sordariomycetes, Glomerellales, Plectosphaerellaceae. The transcript has a single exon. The coding region runs from base 193 to 690 and encodes 165 amino acids.